Molecule: messenger RNA, 1312 nt
Organism: Cuscuta europaea
Lineage: Eukaryota; Viridiplantae; Streptophyta; Magnoliopsida; Solanales; Convolvulaceae
Source: the annotation of a GenBank genome assembly
GAAAAUUAGGGGAUUUAAUGGCAAUGGCUAACCUUAAGUUUUUAGCUUACGUUCAUGUGUUUGUACUUCAUUGAAGAAAAUGCCACGUUUUUCUUUGAAAUGGUUGUACUCCUGAUGUGUAUGGUGGUUUGCGCUUAGGAUAUUAGUGUGGUAAUAGCUAAAAGGGGGGAGAGAGGGAAGAGGCUUUUAUGAGAUGAACAGCGAUCAACACAUGGAUAUGCAUUACAUAAAUACAAGUUUUCCUUAUUGUGUUCCAGAGAAUUCCACAUACUACUUUGAUGGUUCUCAGGCCUAUUUGCAUUACCCAAAUUCUCAGCAAGUUCAUAAUGAGGAAACUACUUACUGGACCAUGAAUAUGAAUUGGUACAAAUUUGGAUUUUCUGGAAUGGAAAGUUCCUAUUACAACCCUUACGAGAGUAGUAACCAUUUAUCAACGAUGGAUAUCACUGAGCAGCAGAAUUUGAACUACCAUGUCAUGACGAAUGCCCAAGAACCUUUAUUAGUGGACAUAGUAGAGUCAACAUCAGAUGACAAUGCAAUCCCAAGUUUAGAUGCUAACCCCGAAGAUAUAGGCAGUCCAACACAGCAAGAUGGCUCUAAUGAUCAGGUCAUUUUGGAAGAUGAUAUUGAUCCUGACAACAUGACAUAUGAGGAGCUGCUGGAUUUAGGCGAGACAGUUGGAACACAAAGUCGCGGUCUUCCCAAAGAACUGAUAGAUCUCCUUCCAACCUCUAAAUACAAGUGCAGUUGGAUUUUCUCCAAAAAAAGAUGUGGGGAGAGAUGUGUCAUCUGUCAAAUGAAGUAUAAACGAGGAGACCGCCAAAUGAACUUGCCAUGCAAACAUGUGUACCAUUCUGAUUGUGUCUCCAAGUGGCUGGGCAUUAACAAGACAUGCCCAGUUUGCAAUGCUGAGGUUUCUAUUGAUGACCGAACCCACCGUUGAAGCAGAGAAAAUUCAAAAUCAGAGUGAUGAAAAUGCAAAGUGACCCAGUGCAUUAUAGGAAAAGACAUGCUAAAAGGAGGAGUAUCCAUUGAUGAAAUGAAACAAGGCAUGGAAGUACUAUUAGGACAGCCAAAGUAGAGCAUUAAUACUAGUGUUUGUUGUUGCAAUAGUUUUAUGUCUCCUUUUUAAAGGUUGGAUUGGUAUUUUUUGCUCUUUCUGCUUACAUAGUGCGGAGUAGUUAGUUUGUAGUAGUAGCGAUUUUUCCUUGAAAGUAGACGCAUUUUAAAACAUGUGGCCUGGGAAUGAAAAUCUUGUAGAGCAGUGUUGAAGUAUUUAUUCAAGAUCUCUUUCUUUUUCCCAAGACUCAAA